UUAAUCGCUCCACUCUCCAAACGAGAACCCAAAUGCCUCUGACCCGUGCGUCCAUAUCCGCGUCGCUCUUAAAGGAGACACCCUUCCCUAGAAAAUAGGGUGAAGGCAAGGUCUUCAAUCUUAACAGUACGCACGCGUUCAUGUCUUCCUCUCCCGCGCGAGUUCUUGCUCGGUAGCAUUUCUAUGUCAGGAACUCUGAAUUUGCCGGAGGAAUGAUUCCUGCCUUUCUGCGACGUAAUGGCGGCGAGUGACCCGGAAGCGGCUCAGAGACAAACUGAAGAAAUUGAAGCCCUGUCUGCUAUAUAUGGUGAUGAAUGGUGCACCAUUGAUGAAGAUGAGAAAAUAUUCUGCAUUAAGAUUAGUGAUUGUUUGAAACAGCCUAAGUGGACUCUCUGUUUGCAGGUGAUCCUGCCUCCUGAGUAUCCUGCAACAGCACCACCUAUUUAUCAAAUUAAUGCUCCUUGGCUUCUAGGACAGGAGUAUGCAGAACUAGCAAAUUAUUUGGAAGACCUCUAUGUACAGAAUAUUGGUGAAAGCAUCCUUUAUCUAUGGGUGGAGAAGAUACGGGAAUUUUUGAUAGAAAAAUCACAAUCAUCUGAUUCAGUAGGACCAGAUGUUAAAAAAUCCACAGAAGAAACUGAUGUGGAGUAUGAAGAUGAUUUUUCACUGGAGUAUUCCCUCCGGGAAUGUGCAGAUGUAACUCUGAAUUUUGAUCUGUCAGAAAGCCAGGAAGAUGAAGAGUUGCCUCCAAUCUGUCAUGGAAACCCAAUUACAGACCGAAGAAGCACUUUCCAGGCACAUUUAGCACCUGUUGUGAGCCCCAAACAGGUAAAAAAUGUUCUUGCUGAGUUGUACGAGAAUAAGAAAAUAGCCAGUGCUACUCACAAUAUAUAUGCAUACAGGAUAUACUGUGAAGACAAGCAUACUUUCUUACAGGAUUGUGAAGAUGACGGUGAGACAGCCGCAGGUGGACGACUUCUGCAUCUCAUGCAUAUCCUGAAUGCCUGCAAUGUUUUGGUUGUGGUAUCUCGGUGGUAUGGUGGUAUCCUGCUAGGACCAGAUCGUUUUAAACAUAUCAACAAUUGUGCCAGAAGUAUACUUGUGGAGCAGAACUACACUAAUUCACCUGAAAAUUCAUCUAAGCAGCUGGGGAAGAACAAAAGAAUAAGAAAAGACAAGAAGAAAAUGUAACAUUAAUUCAGUUUGCAAAAUAGCCAUGAUGUAUUUUUCUCCUAUAUGUAUGCAAUUAAACACCAGUCAUCCAGAUACUGAAAAGAGCAUCUCAAAGACAUGGAAACAUUUCGCAGUAACAAUAAAUAUUUCAUAGUAAGAGAAUUCAACAGCAGCCCUAGAAAACCUUUUCCGUUUGUUCAGUGCCUCAACUGCUCAGGAGCUAAAGUUUUUAAACAAAUGGGGUUCCUUAUGUAUUCAGUUACUUAAUUUGUUAAGAAUAAUUAAAUGAAGAAAGUCAUUGUU
Rhineura floridana is the source of this 1476-nucleotide messenger RNA. RefSeq names its product impact RWD domain protein (gene IMPACT). The record is from RefSeq and is a predicted model, not a curated record. NCBI's taxonomy places the organism in Eukaryota, Metazoa, Chordata, Lepidosauria, Squamata, Rhineuridae. Bases 238 to 1191 code for a protein of 317 amino acids. Gene Ontology annotation, molecular function: protein binding. The transcript has 11 exons. Gene Ontology annotation, biological process: regulation of translational initiation. Gene Ontology annotation, cellular component: cytoplasm.